This is a messenger RNA of Triticum dicoccoides, 898 nucleotides long. RefSeq lists its product as uncharacterized. The annotation marks the transcript as partial. The transcript is spliced from 4 exons. NCBI's taxonomy places the organism in Eukaryota, Viridiplantae, Streptophyta, Magnoliopsida, Poales, Poaceae. The record is from RefSeq and is a predicted model, not a curated record.
CCCAUCGAUGAGACAAAGGCUAUCGGCAGCGUUGAUGACACGGAGGAGGAGACCGAGUGGGUCGAAUCUACUCCCGUAGUAGACACUUUACUGAAGCGUCUCCCUCGGAUGAUCAAAGAUCUGCAGGAAUUCCAUCACGAUGCCACACAGAUCUUGCGGCCGAAUAUGGAGACAUGGGGGAAACGCAGCUGUGUGAAGUCGCAAUACAUUAAGGACACCGGGGACGUGGUUACGAGCCAUGUAGAUCCUGCGAAGCGGAUAAGGGAGCUGCCAUGCAAUAAGGAUGAAGCCGAAGAGCGGGCACAAGCUGCCGAACCUGAGAUUGCGUGCCUCAAUGGUGACUACGAGCGAGCCAUGUACCUCACUCAGGCGGAGUAUGAAGAAGAGCGUGUGCAGCUUGCGGCAGAGGUGGAGUCUCUCCGUGCCAUUGUCGCAGAGUCAGGCGUCUUUCGUUCCGCCAACGAGGAACUGCGGGCCCGUGUCUUGCAGCUGGAGGAGGACGCGAGGAAUAACACUCUUGCCCUCGACGCUCAGGAGAAAAUGAAGGAAAAACUCAGGACAACAGAGGUCCUUCUAACACAAGCCAGAGAAGCUGCUGACUCCAACAACAAGAUGGCUAACAAGUAUGAGCAUGGUUGGUCUCGUGUAUCUGCCGCCUCUACCCUUGUUGCGGAUGCCAUUCUAGGCGACACCCGUAUCUCUGGAGACAAGGAGCUGGAUCGUCUGAACAAGGCUCAUGUGGAGGCAGAGGCUUUGAUGGCCACGGCAAGAGCAACCUGCACUGCUCUGUUCCCGGACACAGAUAUUGGAAGGAAUGCAGCUUCUGUCGCCAACGUCAUGAUUGACGGGCCGUCAGAGUUCCACAAGUGGAAGGUCUCUGCCUCUCGUGAAGGAGCUC